AUGGGCGAUGGGGUGGUGUAUCCUUCUGUCUUCGUGGUGGACGGCCAGCAGCACGGGGUCCCCUUUGUCCCGCCCAUGAGGAGGAAGCGGCGGGUGUGCUGGCACAGCCAGUUCUUCCUGGCCUCUCUGGUCAUCUUAGCCCUGGCUGGUGUGGCCACCGAAGGCUAUUUCCUGAUCCGCUUCCAGAAAGAGCUGGAGAAGGCGACGUCCCAGGUUGGGGAGGACGCAGGGGCCAUCGCCGAGAAGUCCAUUCAAGACCGGAAACUUCACGCUGAGAAGCCAGCAGCUCAUGUCUUGGGUGCAGCCUUCACCACCUCUGGGAACGGUUCUCUGCAGUGGGAACACAGUAAGGACUGGGCUUUCCUGCAUGACAUGCGUUACCAGGGCGGCUCCCUGGUCUGCAUCAAGCCCGGCUACUAUUACAUCUACUCCAAGAUCCAUCUCAUGGCGCAGAGUUGCUCUCAGCAGGACCAGAAUUCCGUUAUCUAUCAUAGCAUCUAUAAGAAGACCCCCAGGUAUGUCGAGGAGAUGAAACUUGUGGAGAACCUGAUCCUUUUCUGCGAUGGGAAGGACAGCAGGUUCUGGCGGCAAAACAGCUUCCUCGGAGGAAUCUUCCACCUGGAGGAGGAGGAGCAGAUUUACGUCAAGGUGUCACAGAGACAGAUGCUACAGAUCAGAGACGGCACCAGGUCUUAUUUUGGCACCUUCAUGAUCUGAGCAGGCCCUUCCCAGAGCCGCAACUGCUGGGUUUGGGGUUGAGGCCUUGUGCUUUUUAAUCU
Molecule: messenger RNA, 779 nt
Organism: Terrapene triunguis (Three-toed box turtle)
Lineage: Eukaryota; Metazoa; Chordata; Testudines; Emydidae
Gene: TNFSF14
Product: TNF superfamily member 14
Exons: 4
Coding region: 1-717 (238 amino acids)
Biological process (GO): immune response
Cellular component (GO): membrane
Molecular function (GO): tumor necrosis factor receptor binding
Source: RefSeq, a predicted model, not a curated record